Messenger RNA from Erinaceus europaeus (western European hedgehog), 2216 nucleotides. RefSeq names its product ethanolamine-phosphate phospho-lyase (gene ETNPPL). The transcript has 13 exons. Gene Ontology annotation, cellular component: mitochondrion. Gene Ontology annotation, molecular function: pyridoxal phosphate binding; transaminase activity; ethanolamine-phosphate phospho-lyase activity. The coding region runs from base 312 to 1697 and encodes 461 amino acids. The record is from RefSeq and is a predicted model, not a curated record. Lineage: Eukaryota; Metazoa; Chordata; Mammalia; Eulipotyphla; Erinaceidae.
UGGGCUAGUCUCGCGAGAAGGCCGCCCCGGCGUGGGCGCUCUGGGCAAGAUGGCGCACUCCUCACACAGUCGCCGACGCCGCGGCGCAGACCUUCGUUAGAGGAUGGCGAGGGGGUUUUCUCUCUCCUGCUUUCUUUUUUUCCUUCUCUCUCUCUCUUAUCUUCUUUUUUUUUUUCUUCCCCCCACCCCGGGGUUAUUGACCUGCCGGGGAGGCUGGACUUCGGGGCGUCGUCGCGCGUGAUGACAGGCCCUCUUGCAAAGUUUUCUUUGCUGAUGAUCCCAUUAAAAUCGUGCGAGCCCAGCGGCAGUAUAUGUUUGACGAGAAAGGCGGACGGUACUUGGAUUGCAUCAACAAUGUUUCCCACGUGGGACACUGUCACCCAGAAGUGCUCAAAGCUGCCCUGAAACAGAUGGAACUCCUCAACACGAAUUCCCGAUUCCUCCACGACAACAUUGUCGAGUAUGCCAAGCGCCUUUCAGCCACGCUGCCAGAGAAGCUGUCAGUCUGCUAUUUUACAAAUUCUGGGUCUGAAGCCAAUGACUUAGCCUUACGCCUGGCCCGACAAUUCAGUGGGCACCAAGAUGUGAUCACCCUGGACCAUGCCUACCAUGGCCAUCUGACGUCUUUAAUUGAAAUCAGCCCAUAUAAGUUUCAAGAGGGCAAGGAUAUCAAGAAAGAAUUUGUGCAUGUGGCACCAGCUCCAGAUACUUACAGAGGAAAAUACAGAGAAGACCAUGCAGACCCCGCUAGUGCUUAUGCAGACGACGUGAAGAAGAUUAUUGAAGAAGCUCAUAAGGAUGGAAGGAAGAUUGCUGCCUUUAUCACUGAAUCCAUGCAGAGUUGUGGUGGACAGAUAAUCCCUCCGGCUGGCUACUUCCAGAAAGUGGCAAAAUAUGUAAGAGAAGCAGGAGGUGUGUUUAUAGCUGACGAGGUCCAGGUGGGCUUUGGCCGAGUCGGGAAGCACUUCUGGAGCUUCCAGAUGCACGGUGAAGACUUUGUCCCGGACAUCGUCACAAUGGGGAAACCAAUGGGCAAUGGCCACCCAGUGGCAUGCGUGGUAACAACCAGAGAAAUCGCAGAGGCCUUCUGCAGCUCUGGGAUGGAAUAUUUCAACACGUAUGGAGGAAAUCCAGUAUCUUCUGCUGUUGGUCUGGCCGUCCUGGAUGUGAUUGAAAGUGAAGACCUUCGAGGAAAUGCCACAAGAGUGGGAGAUUAUCUCAUUGAGUUACUGAAUAAACAGAAGGCUAAGCAUGCUCUGAUAGGAGAUGUCAGGGGCUGUGGCCUUUUCAUCGGAAUUGACUUAGUGAAGGACCAUCAGAAAAGGACUCCCGCCACAGCCGAAGCUCAGCAUAUCAUCUACAGGAUGAAAGAAAAGCGAGUUCUGCUCAGUGCAGACGGACCUCAUCGGAAUGUGCUUAAAAUCAAACCACCCAUGUGCUUCACUGAGGAGGAUGCGGUGUUCAUGGUGGAGCAGCUGGAUGGGAUUCUGACAGUUUUAGAAGAAGCCAAUGGACCCCAAACUGGAAGUGUGAUCUCUGAGAACACUGUAUGUAGAACAAAGGUCUCAGCAGCUCACCUCAUCGUGGACUAUCUACGCGAGCACGAGCACACACCUCCACUCCUGCUCCCGUGUCUGAACUCAGCAGCCUUACGGAAAGCAAGGUAUGGGCACAGAGAAUGGCCAGAGACUCCGUAGAGUAAACAAAUGUAUUUUCAAAGGAAGGCUGUACAGUCCUUAGCAGGACAAUGUGUGGGUAUAUCAUGAACAUCAAGACAUUCUCCAGAAGUAAUUCCAAAUGUCCAUCGAGUUCCUAUCACGUGCUAACUCCUGCGUCUGUUUCUCAGAUGCAAAUGAGACAAGAAGAAUCCUGUGUUACCUAUAACCGUGGUGCAAAGAGUUAAGUACUUUAACAGGGCUGAGAGAUGCUUCCCUUGGUAGAGCACACACUUCACCAUGUGCAAGAGAACCAUGCAAAGGGGACUCUUCAUAAGAGGCCAGAUGGGUGCUGUGGUAUUUCUGUUUCUUUCUCCGCCUCUCUCCCCAUCUCAGUCUCUCACCCUCUUAUCUGAAAAACAGUCCACUGGGAAUAGUGGGCUUGUGCAGGCACAGAGCCCCAGCCGAAGGCUCGUGGGCAGAACGUAAGAAACAAGGACAGGAAGGGGAAACAUCAAGCAGAACUUGGACCGCUGUGUAUUUACACCAGAGCACUCUGGG